GCUCGUGCUCCUUCUGACGAAGGCAGCCAGUCCAAACUCCCCCACGACACCGCCUCGCAAGAACACCAGCACCAACCUGACAUUGAGCACCCCACUCCCAAAGUCGAGCAGCACCCGAUCGAAGGAGCCUGGAUCUUGCCCCGCAACCUCUGGAUCAUAGCGCGCUACAAGACGCUCCCCUUCAUUGUCAAGCUCUUCACCCACGGUACAACUGUUGACGUGCAUGCAUUACAGUCGCACGAAAAGGAGACUGGUGAGGGAAGCCGGAUGCGCGACAUGCAUGCGCGCGCCAAACAGUAUGAUAACAAGGUUGAGCACUUGUAUUCGUUCGUACAAGUUAUGACGGCGUGCACGGCUAGUUUUGCGCAUGGGUCGAAUGAUGUGGCGAAUGCUAUCGGACCCUACUCGGCCAUUUACGCGGUGUGGAGUACUGGAAAGGUCGUUGGAAAGGAGAGCCAGGUUCCCGUCUGGAUUUUGGUGUUUGGUGGUGCCUGGAUCGUCAUUGGCUUGUCGACUUGUGAGUAG
This is a messenger RNA of Acaulospora colombiana, 525 nucleotides long. The record is from the annotation of a GenBank genome assembly. NCBI's taxonomy places the organism in Eukaryota, Fungi, Glomeromycota, Glomeromycetes, Diversisporales, Acaulosporaceae.